GAUCGGAUCUGUGUGCGUCUCCCAGCGCCACUCGGCACAGCGGUGUGUCUGAAUGAGGAACUGAAGCCGCGCUGAGGAAACAUACAGUUCUUGUAGUGAAAAAAAAAAAAACUCCCCACAUCACCGCCGAUGUACGGGGUCUGUGGUUGUUGCGGGGCACUCAGGCCUCGGUACAAGAGGCUGGUGGACAACAUCUUCCCAGAGGAUCCGGAGGAUGGACUGGUCAAGGCCAAUAUGGAGAAGCUGACAUUUUAUGCUCUGUCGGCUCCAGAGAAACUGGACCGCAUCGGGGCCUACCUGUCUGAGAGGCUGUCGAGGGACGUGGCCCGGCAUAGAUAUGGGUAUGUGUGCAUCGCCAUGGAAGCCCUGGACCAGCUGCUGAUGGCCUGCCACUGCCAGAGCAUCAACCUGUUUGUGGAGAGCUUCCUAAAGAUGGUGCGCAAGCUGCUGGAGUCUGACAAAGCCGACCUGCAGAUCCUAGGAACCAACUCUUUUGUGAAGUUUGCUAAUAUAGAAGAGGACACUCCGUCGUACCACCGCAGCUACGACUUCUUCGUGUCGCGCUUCAGCGAGAUGUGCCAUUCAAACAACGAGGACCCCGACAACCGCACCAAGAUCCGGAUGGCGGGGAUCAGGGGUCUGCAGGGUGUGGUGAGGAAGACCGUGAACGACGAGCUGCAGGCGAAUAUCUGGGACCCCCAGCACAUGGACAAGAUCGUCCCCUCUCUGCUUUUCAACCUGCAGAGCGGCGAGCGGACAGAGAGCCGCUCUCCUUCUCCGCUGCAGGCGUCGGAGAAGGAGAAGGAAAGCCCGGUGGAGCUGACGGAGCGCUGUUUCAGGGAGCUGCUGGGUCGAGCCGCCUACGGCAACAUCAAGAACGCCGUCACGCCCGUCCUCAUGCACUUAGAUAACCACUCUCUAUGGGAGGGAAAGACCUUUGCUGUGCGUUGCUUCAAAAUCAUCAUGUACUCCAUCCAGUCCCAACACUCCCACUUGGUAAUCCAGCAACUCCUCGGCCACCUGGACGCCAACAGCAAGAACUCGGCCAAAGUACGGGCCGGCAUUGUUGAAGUGCUGCUGGAGGCUGCUGCCAUUGCAGCCAGCGGCUCCGUAGGUCCUACAGUGCUGGAGGUGUUCAACACCCUGCUGAGGCAGCUGCGUCUCAGCGUGGACUACGAGCUGACCGGCUCGUACGACGGCUCCACCAACAUCGGCACCAAGAUCAUCAAAGCUCACGAGGAGCGGCAGCUGCAGGAGGCUGUCAUCAGGACCAUUGGUUCCUUUGCCAACACCUUACCCACGUACCAGAGGUCGGAGGUGAUGCUGUUCAUCAUGGGAAAGAUCCCGGUCCCUGGAGUAAACCUGACUCUGCCCUCUACCGAAUCUGAGCCUGAGAGUACAAGAAUGAUUCAGGUUAUGUUGCUCAAGUCCUUGGUGCAGGUGACAGCAGGUUUCCAGACCACCAACAUGCUUACAGCACUGCCGAGCUCUUUCCUGGAGCCACUGCUCUCCUUUUCUCUAACCGAUGACCCGGAGGUGCGGCUACUCGUGCUCCAAAUCCUCCUCAGCCUCAUCGACAGGCAUGACAACAGGCCCAAAUUCUCCAAAAUAAGCAUCAUUUCUGACAUCUCUGUGCUGAAGCUCAAAGUCGACAAGUGCUCCAGGCAGGACAACUUAUUCAUGAAAAAGCACGGCCAGCACCUGUACCGACACAUCUACCUGGGCUGUAAGGAAGAGAGCAGCGGCCAGCAGCACUAUGAGACCCUCUACACCCUGCUGGGUCUCCUCAGCGUGGAGCUGGCAAACGAGGAGGUGGUGGUGGACCUCAUCCGGCUGGCGCUCGCCUUGCAGGACUUGGCCCUGUCCACGGACGAAGGUCUGCCUGUUUAUAACCGCUGUGCUGUUCACGCCCUGGCCGCCGCCUACCUCAACCUCAUCUGCCAGCUCACCACCGUCCCAGCCUUCUGCCAACACAUACACGAAGUAAUUGAGGCGAGACAGAAAGAGGGUGCUUACCUUUUGCCCGAGGAUGUCUUUAUUGAGAAUCCCAAGCUGCCGUCUUCGCUGGAGAAGGUGGAAGGGGGCGUUUUGUUCCUCCAGUCGAAGAUCACGGAGGUCCUUGGAGGAAGUGGUUACAAUACGGAGAGACUGGCUACACCCUACGUCCCACAGUUUACUGAUGAGGACCGGCUGUCCAAAAGAAAGAGCAUCGGGGAGACCAUCUCACUUCAGGUGGAGGUUGAAUCCCGAAACAGUCCAGAGAAGGAAGAGAGGACGCCUGCAGAAGAGAUCACAUUUGAAAUCCUGAAAAAUGCUAUUGUGGACAGCGUUGGUAUGGAGGAACAGGAGAGGGAGCGGAGGAGACAAGUGGUGGAAAAGUUUCAGAAGGCACCAUUUGAGGAAAUUGCUGCCCACUGUGGUGCCAGGGCCACAAUGCUGCAGAGCAAACUGAAUCAGAUAUUUGAGAUCACAAUCAGACCCCCUCCCAGCCCAUCUGGAACCAUUUCCUCGGGUUACGGCCAAAGCCAGAGUCGAUCCGUUCCCAUUUACGAGAUGAAGUUUCCCGACCUUUGUGUGUAUUAGAGAACAAGGUUUGCAACGAACGUGACAAAACUGAUUUAACCUUUUUUAGGAUCAGGGAAGAGCAGCCGAUCUUUACUGUAAACUGGUCUCGAUCGUGGGAAUCAGACGUUAGACGCAAACUUCAAGUUGCGGCUU
Molecule: messenger RNA, 2718 nt
Organism: Fundulus heteroclitus (mummichog)
Lineage: Eukaryota; Metazoa; Chordata; Actinopteri; Cyprinodontiformes; Fundulidae
Product: protein EFR3 homolog B
Exons: 23
Coding region: 130-2583 (817 amino acids)
Biological process (GO): protein localization to plasma membrane
Cellular component (GO): plasma membrane
Source: RefSeq, a predicted model, not a curated record